AUGGUAAUUAUCAACAGUGAAAAAAAGAAAGAAAAGAAAAGCCCCUCGAGAAGCCCCUCGAGAAGCCCCUCGGGAAGCCCCUCGGGAAGCCCCUCGAGAAGCCCCUCGAGAAGCCCCUCGGGAAGCCCCUCGGGAAGCCCCUCGGGAAGCCCCUCGGGAAGCCCCUCGGGAAGCCCCUCGGGAAGCCCCGAGAAGCGCCUCGGGAAGCCCCUCGAGAAGCCCCUCGAGAAGCCCCUCGAGAAGCCCCUCGGGAAGCCCCUCGGGAAGCCCCUCGAGAAGCCCCUCGGGAAGCCCCUCGAGAAGCCCCUCGAGAAGCCCCUCGGGAAGCCCCUCGGGAAGCCCCUCGGGAAGCCCCUCGAGAAGCCCCUCGGGAAGCCCCUCGGGAAGCCCCUCGGGAAGCCCCUCGAGAAGCCCCUCGGGAAGCCCCUCGGGAAGCCCCUCGGGAAGCCCCUCGGGAAGCCCCUCGGGAAGCCCCUCGGGAAGCCCCUCGGGAAGCCCCUCGGGAAGCCCCUCGGGAAGCCCCUCGGGAAGCCCCUCGGGAAGCCCCUCGGGAAGCCCCUCGAGAAGCCCCUCGGGAAGCCCCUCGGGAAGACCCUCGAGAAGCCCCUCGGGAAGCCCCUCGGGAAGCCCCUCGAGAAGCCCCUCGGGAAGCCUCUCGGGAAGCCCCUCGAGAAGCCCCUCGGGAAGCCCCUCGGGAAGCCCCUCGGGAAGCCCCCUCGGGAAGACCCUCGAGAAGCCCCUCGGGAAGCCCCUCGGGAAGCCCCUCGAGAAGCCCCUCGAGAAGCCCCUCGGGAAGCCCCUUGGGAAGCCCCUCGGGAAGCCCCUCGAGAAGCCCCUCGAGAAGCCCCUCCGGAAGCCUCUGCUAAUGGGCUCGUUGUUUCCGAUGCGGAUCGGGUCUUAAAGCUGAAGCCGCCGCCUCAAUUCAUCGCGGUCUCCGCCCCCCGCCCCCCUUCCCUUGUAAUGCAACCCCUUUGCAAUACUCCUGACCCCCCGCCCCCCCUCCUGCAACUGCUGGUCCACCCCCUUGGAUCCCCCUUUGUAAUAGCCUUGCAACCCCACUCCAUCCCGUUUUGCAAUACUCCUGCAGCUCUUCAACAGAGAUUUGUGCAAAAGCGUACUUCUUCUGUGCGUGAGACAUCAGACAGAACUGAGACCUCGCUUCAGACAGGUCACCACAGGCCAUAUCACGAGCAACUCGGUCAGUCGGUCAGGCUCCCGUAG
Penaeus monodon (black tiger shrimp) is the source of this 1221-nucleotide messenger RNA. Its product is annotated as transcriptional regulatory protein AlgP-like. The transcript is spliced from 3 exons. The record is from RefSeq and is a predicted model, not a curated record. Bases 1 to 1221 code for a protein of 406 amino acids. NCBI's taxonomy places the organism in Eukaryota, Metazoa, Arthropoda, Malacostraca, Decapoda, Penaeidae.